AUCAUAUUGGUUAGGUUAAAUUACAAUUUUAGCUAUUAACUAAAACUAAUAACUAUACUUGGAUUUAACAAAAACCCAAAUCAUACUUGAAAAACCUAAAAACUGAUAAUAUUCUUCCCUAGUGGUGACUGACUGGUGACGGAUCCCAUCAUCUGUUCUUUACAUAAUAAUCAUUCCUCUUCAAAUCUCACUGUAGAUCCAUCAUCUUCUUCAUCAAAAACCUAGGGUUUAUACUCUCUACUUUCGAUCUGCUCGAUCUGUGAUAUUAUCCGCUUCGAUCUGUCGUUAUCGAUUAUUCGAUAUUUAGAUCCAAAUGGAUGCGAUUGAAGAACUGAAUCAGCUUGCGGACUCGAUGCGGCAAGCUGCGGCUCUGCUUAACGAUGAAGAUGUUGACGAAAACUCAUCGGCUUCUUCGAGACGCAGUUCUACAUUUCUUAAUGUUGUUGCGCUUGGAAAUACUAGUGCAGGAAAAUCAGCAGUUUUGAACAGUUUGAUAGGUCAUCCUGCGCUGCCAACUGGUGAAGGUGGUGCGACCCGUGCACCUAUAUGCAUCGACUUAAAGAGGGAUGAUAACUUAAGCGCCAAAUCAAUUGUGCUGCAGAUUGAUAGUAAAUCCCAACCUGUGUCAGCAAGUGCUCUCCGUCACUCAUUACAAGAUAGGCUUAGUAAAAUUUCAAGCAAGAGUCGCGAUGAAAUAUAUCUGAAGCUUAAAACAAGUACAUCUCCUCCAUUGAAAUUGAUUGAUCUGCCUGGAGUUGAUAAGGGUAACCUUGAUGACUCUUUGAGUGAGUAUGCUCAACACAAUGAUGCGAUUCUACUGGUUGUAAUACCUGCUGCUCAGGCACCUGAAGUUGCUUCUGCAAAAGCUGUCAGAAUUGCUAAGGAAUAUGAUGGAGAAUCAACAAGAACCAUUGGUGUCAUCAGUAAAAUAGAUCAAGCGUCUUCAGAUCCCAAAGUUCUUGCUGCUGUUCAGGCACUUCUUUUGGGUCAAGGACCAAGGAGCACAGCCGAUUUCCCAUGGGUUGCCUUAAUUGGUCAAUCAGUAUCUAUUGCUUCAGCACAAUCUGGAAGUGUUGGGUCCGAUAAUUCAUUAGAAACCGCCUGGCGGGCUGAAAGUGAGAGUUUAAAAUCUAUAUUGACCGGGGUCCCUCAGAGCAAGCUUGGUAGAUUAUCAUUGGUGGAAACCCUUGCUCAUCAAAUCCGUAGCCGGAUGAAAAUUAGGCUUCCAAGUCUUUUAUCAGGGCUUCAAGGUAAGUCCCAAAUCGUGCAAGAUGAGUUGGUAAGGCUAGGGGAAUCAAUGGUCACCAGCUCAGAAGGUACAAGAGCUUUGGCUUUGGAGCUUUGUCGUGAAUUUGAGGACAGAUUUCUUCAACACAUUAUGACUGGGGAGGGUAGUGGCUGGAAAGUUGUUGCAAGUUUUGAGGGUAACUUUCCUAACAGGAUCAAACAGCUUCCUCUUGACAGACAUUUUGACCUACAGAACGUCAAAAGGAUUGUUCUAGAAGCAGAUGGUUAUCAGCCUUACCUUAUAUCCCCAGAGAAAGGAUUGCGGUCCUUAAUAAAAGGUGUAUUAGAGCUGGCAAAAGAGCCAUCACGUCUCUGUGUUGAUGAGGUUCAUCGUGUACUUGCUGAUAUAGUUUCAGCUUCAGCUAAUGCUACACCAGGACUUGGUAGAUAUCCUCCAUUCAAGAGAGAGGUGGUGGCAAUUGCCACCGCUGCUUUGGAAGGGUUUAAGAGUGAUGCGAAGACCAUGGUGACUGCACUUGUUGACAUGGAGCGGGUGUUUGUUCCACCACAACAUUUUAUCCGUUUGGUGCAAAGAAGGAUGGAUAGGCAGAGACGAGAGGAAGAGAUUAAAACCAAAUCUUCCAAGAAGGCUGUUGAUGCAGAACAAUCUUUGCUAAACAGGGCAGCUAGUCCUCAAACAGGUGGGAACUUGAAAUCGAUGAAGGAUACCAAGCAAGAUAAGGAUGCACAAGAGGAAUCCACUCUAAAGACUGCAGGACCCGAGGGGGAGAUUACAGCAGGAUUCUUGUUGAAGAAAAGUGCAAAAACAAAUGGGUGGAGUAGGAGAUGGUUCGUUUUAAAUGAGAAAACUGGGAAGCUUGGAUACACUAAAAAACAAGAAGAGAGAAAUUUCCGCGGUGUCAUCACUUUGGAGGAAUGUGCGCUAGAAGAAAUUGAAGAGGAUGAACCAUCCCCAUCCAAAAGUUCAAAAGAUAAAAAGUCAAAGGUAGAGGAAAAACAGCCUAGUCUGCUCUUUAAAAUAACCAGCAAGGUUGCAUACAAGACCGUGUUGAAAGCUCAUAGCGCUGUUGUGUUAAAGGCUGAGAGUGCGGUAGAUAAAGCUGAGUGGUUAAACAAAAUAAGAGCUGUGAUGGGUGCCAAAGGGGGUGAAGUCAAACUAAAGCCCGAUGGGCCACCCAUUCGACACACUCAUUCUGAUGGUUCUCUUGAUACAAUGGCUAGAAAACCAGUAGAUCCAGAGGAAGAACUUCGUUGGAUGGCGCAAGAAGUACGUGGUUACGUUGAAGCAGUUCUCAACAGCCUUGCUGCCAAUGUCCCAAAGGCAGUUGUUCUUUGUCAAGUAGAAAAGGCUAAAGAAGACAUGCUGAAUAAACUCUACAGUUCUGUAAGUUCCCAAAGUACGGCAAGGAUAGAGGAACUACUUCAAGAAGAUGGUAAUGUGAAGAGAAAAAGAGAGAAGAUACAGAAGCAAUCCUCCCUGCUCUCCAAACUCACCAGACAACUCAGCAUUCAUGAUAAUCGAGCAGCUGCUGCUACAGGCAUGUCAAACGACAGUCCUGCAGAAAGUCCAAGAAGUGGUGGAUCAUCAGGAGGUGAUUGGAGAUCUGCUUUUGAUUCUGCUGCCAACGGGCCCACAAGCCUCGACUCUAGAUUUGGAUCCAACGGUUACGGGCGCAGGAACAAUGGGCCUUCUGAGAAUGGUGAUGAUGGGUCGGGAUCCAGAUCAAACUCCACCGGCCGACGCACACCUAACCGGUUGCCGCCAGCACCGCCUGGUUCUGGUUCAGGUUACAGGUUUUAGAGAUAGUUAAAGGAAAAAAACUGGAACUGAUUUAUGCAUUCUUGUUGGGAUGGGUGUAUGGCCCGCAUCCCUGAUCUUCAUACCGGCUCUUGAAAUGAUGUUAUGCCAUGUUUCGAACACAUUUAUUGUAGAUAGAAAUGAAUCUGGUGCAAAAAUUGUGGUGUUUUUGUUUUCUUAAAAGUUUUGGACCACGAGAACCUAAGAUUCAGUGAUGCUAAAUAAUUGGCUUGGUUGUGUGCCUGACAUUGUUUUACGACUUUUACCUUAUGACCAUCAUAAGGCAAUCCACUUUUUUUGCUUCA
Messenger RNA from Helianthus annuus (common sunflower), 3351 nucleotides. RefSeq names its product dynamin-2B. The coding region runs from base 314 to 3049 and encodes 911 amino acids. Gene Ontology annotation, cellular component: microtubule; cytoplasm; membrane. NCBI's taxonomy places the organism in Eukaryota, Viridiplantae, Streptophyta, Magnoliopsida, Asterales, Asteraceae. The record is from RefSeq and is a predicted model, not a curated record. The transcript is spliced from 22 exons. Gene Ontology annotation, molecular function: GTPase activity; GTP binding; microtubule binding.